AUGCGCUUCUCCUCUGCCAUCCUCUUCUCCGUCCUCGGUGCCAUGGCCGGUCAGGUCGUGGCCAAGCCCGCCGCUGAGAUCGGCGAGCUCGAGCUCCACAGGCGCGCCGAGAUGAUCCAGACUGAGGAGGACCUCCUCGUUGCUCGCGACCAGCUCGACAAGCGUACCUUCCAGCUCAUCUGCUCCAUCAAGUGCGCCAUCCCCAUUGUCAACGUCAUCGUUAGCCCCAUUUGCGGCUGCAACGGCGGCGGCGGCGGCGGCCCCGGCGGCACCGGUGGUGGCGACCACGGUGGCGACCACGGCGGCGACGGUGGCUGCCACGAGUGUCUCCCGGACACGACCUUCGUCCCUACUCCCUCCAACACUGGCGGCAACCCCAACCCCACCGGUGGCGACCACGGUGGUGACGGUGGUGGCGACCACGGUGGUGACCACGGAGGCGACCACGGCGGUGACCACAACGGUAACCCCGGCCAGGACGGCCACGACGGCAACCCCGGCCCUGACGGCACGAUCAUCACCUCUGGUGGCCCUGGCCCCACCAACGGUGGCAGCACGUCCAACGGCCCCGCUCCUACCUCGUCGUCUAACGGCGGUGACAACAACCAGACCUCGAACGGUCCUGCCCCCACCCCGUCCACCUCGGAGGCCCCCAAGCCCACUUCGUCGUCCAACGGUGGUGACAACAACAACACCUCGAACGGCGGCGACAACCACACCUCGAACGGCGGUGACAACCACACCUCCAACGGCGGCGACAACCACACUUCCAACGGUGGUGACAACCACACUUCGAACGGUCCUGCCCCUACUCCCUCGACCUCGGAGGCCCCCAAGCCUACUUCGUCGUCCAACGGUGGUGACAACAACAACACCUCGAACGGCGGCGACAACCACACCUCUAACGGCGGCGACAACCACACCUCGAACGGUGGAGACAACCACACCUCCAACGGUGGAGACAACCAGACCUCGAACGGCCCUGCCCCCACUUCGUCUACCUCCGAGGCCCCCAAGCCCACCACUUCCGGCGGCGGCAACAACAACAACCAGUGCAAGGACGGCCAGGACGGUGCCCCUGGCAAGGACGGCCAGGACGGUGCUCCCGGCAAGGACGCCGUCUGCCCCCCUUGCGUCUGCUCCCGCGGCUCUGAGGAGCUCGCUCAGGAGAACGCUCUCCUCCGCCGCGAGAUCGCCGCCCUCAAGGCCCAGCUCGCUUAA
This is a messenger RNA of Trichosporon asahii var. asahii CBS 2479, 1221 nucleotides long. RefSeq names its product S-antigen. The record is from RefSeq and is a predicted model, not a curated record. Bases 1 to 1221 code for a protein of 406 amino acids. The transcript has a single exon. NCBI's taxonomy places the organism in Eukaryota, Fungi, Basidiomycota, Tremellomycetes, Trichosporonales, Trichosporonaceae.